CCAUCAACCUUUGCGUCGCGGCCCACUUUUCGCGUGAGGAUUAGAAGCCGCUGCUGCCGCUCCCUCCGCUGGCAUGUCGGUGGUUUUCGUGCCGGAGAAACUCCGAGGCAAGGCGGAGGUGAACCAAGAGACGCUGCAACGGGUGAGCGAAAGGGGCGGGCGCCACAGAGAGAGCGGAGGGGAGCGUCGCUCACGCAGCCCUCUUUUUAACUCCCGUACGCCGCCAUAGGAAAGGCAAGAACGUCGGGAGGCGUCAGAGCGCCGCUCUACCUUCCUCUCUCUCUGUUUUCCUGGCCAGGUUCUUUGUAUUGGGUUAGUUCGUCGGUUAGAACCGGAAGUGUCUGUGCCAUUUCAUUCCCCGCCUCUUGCAGGCUGCGUGAAGAUGGUCCGGGCUGCUUAAAAGCUGAGAGCGUGACGUCAGUGACCCUGGGCAGUGCACUCUGUACAUUCUCAGGGUUGGCCGAAAUCAGUGGCUCUGCGCAGGUCGGCUCCUUCACUCUCCUCGAUCGUGAUUGCUUAGCGAAAGGCCAUAACCAAGUACAAUAAAAAGCGGUACACCGCCAGAAAGAUAACUAAAACAAAUGAAUAGCAUAGUCUGCUACAAUAUCCUAUAUCUUUUGCAGUAACAGUAAACUCUUAACGUUACCAAAAAGAAAACUCGCCCUUUAAUAUUUAAGUCUUUAGUUGAGGACUGAAGUUGACAUUCUUUUAGUACCGGAUAUUCUUCAUCCACCACUUUAAUAAUCUGAAAUCAGGGGUCAUCAGUAGGCCACCUGUGGGCACCAUGGUGCUCUUAAAAUUGCUCCCUGGUGCCUUUGAAGCCUCUGACCACCCACCCACACUGCCUCAUUGAUCGUGAGAUGGUAGUUCACAGUACCUAUGCUAUAAAUCAUCCUCAAAAUUAUCCAGUGUAAUUGUUAAGUAGUUGUUCUUGAACAAGUUUCAGUAAUAUGCAGUUGAUCCAGUGCUGUUGUAACUUUCAGUUGCUUGAAGAAAAUGACCAGCUGAUUCGAUGUAUUGUAGAAUAUCAGAAUAAAGGAAGAGCUGAAGAAUGUGUGCAGUAAGUAAAUUCAAUCUAAGAGUCGCCUAUUAUACAUUUUUCAGGACUUCAUUUUUGUAUUUGCUUGAUUAAAGCAAACAAUCAAGUAAUUGUUUAGAGAGCUUGCGUGUCUCAUUGCGAGAUGUGGGUUUGAAUAAAUCUCAUUGGUCCUGAGCAAAUUUACAGGGGAGGUGAAGGAGAAUUGAAAUCAGGCACAUUGUUGCUGAAAUAAAUGCAGUUAGUCUGUAAAACACAACCAGACUGUGCAGGGCAUUAAUGAAAAUCUUGUUUAUUUCGCUGAAUUUAAUGUGGGAGGUAAUAGCUUACAGAUGUACCAACCCCUUCUUCUUGGCAGCCCUAGACUUCUGAAAGGCCAUUGUAAUAGUGGCUGUUUUAUUUUAAAUUUAUUUCCUAAUAAUCCCUAACAUUUUCCCCUUUUGCUGCCACUGCACAAGCUUGAUGAUUUUAUAGAGCUGUGUACCACAACAGCAAGAUCUUCCCUGGUUAGACACUGCUAGUUCAGACUUCAUCAGUGUGAAUGUAAAGUUAGAAUGAUGUGCUCCAGUGUGCAAUAUUGCCCACUCAUCUAUGCCUUUGCAGUAAUUAAGUGAGCAUUAAACAUCAUUAAACAAGGGCAGUGUUCUCGAAGCUACCAACAUGAGUUUGACCAAACUGCGGGAGGCAAUGGAAGACAGGAGUGCCUGACGUGCUCUGGUCCAUGGGGUCAUGAAGAGUCGGACACGACUAAACGACUAAACAAUUGACUUAAUUAGUAUUUUUUAAAAAAAAAACAUUUCCUUCAAUUUAAAAAUAAAAUACUAUCAGGAACAGGGGAAAGAAGCUAAGAGGAUUCAAAAAUAUUAUUGGCUUCAUAUUAAUUAACAACUCUUCCCUUCCCCCUGCUUUCUCAAGUAUAAAGUGAGCAAAAUAGAGACCUAAAUCCUACUGUCACUUAUAUGCUGGCUGCUAGAGCAAUUCUGUUAUUUCAGUUGCCCUAAGGAAUCUCAUUCUUCUGUUUCUCUGUUACAGACACCAGCACACACUGCACAGAAACUUGAUUUAUUUAGCUACUAUUGCGGAUGCAUCUCCCUCUCCGAAUGCAGGGAAGACUGUUGCAGACUGAUACUAUGCUCCUUGGCACACUUGUGAAUCCUUGAAGGAAAUGGGGAGUGAAUCUGGAAGAUCCAUUAGUCCCCUCCUCUUUAACGGAGAGGAAUAAAUCCAGCACCUGAUGGAAAGCCAGCUGAAUUGUGCUUCCUUAACAGAACACAUUCCUGCCUUCAUUUCAUCCUCUUUGCCAUCAACUAGUAAAUGCCAUUUGCUUUACCCCCACCUUGGGUGCAAAAGGAAAAAUGACAUAGUGCACUGCAUAUUCCUUCAGCUACAAUGUCGCUGCUUAAAAGGUCAAGGUUGAUGGGUAUUAUUAACAACAUUUGCCAUUGCCUCAGAGCAUCAGUUCUCGAGGUGACAUUACAAUCUAGCCCAGUGACCCAUGAAGAAGGUUGGUAAAGAAGGGGUACUUAACAUUUUUACAUUAAAAUCUUAUUCCGGAUAUGGUGAAAAGAGCAAGAGAUUAUAACAAUGUGGUGGUGUAUGCAGUUACCUGUUAGCGCUUGGAAGAGAGAAUUGUCACAUGCCUACUGACAAAACACCUCCUUUUGCCUCUUAUUUGUAUGGAAUUAAACAUUAUCACUCAUAAAGGGCACUGCUAAGCUUUGAUUACUUUAAUGUGUAUUCCUUUUCUGUAGUAAAAACCAUAUUGAUCCUGAUACAUACAUGCAGUAGAGGAAAAAAUAAAGAUAUUUCAACUGGCUGUUUUGAACCACUUAAUAUUUUCAGAUCAAUCCAUAUCUCCAUAGUUCUCAGUGUGCUUUUAUGAAAUAUUUUCUUUCCCUCCUGGACUGCUAAGGUUCUAGCAAUGUUUUAAAUGUUUCUUGCUAGUACUUACUGAAAGAUUCUAGGCAGUGAACUGAGGUUUUCCCAUGGAUUCUUAGGGAAAGGAUAGCUGGUUUUGUAGCUUAGCAUGAGUUGUUUUCCCCAGCCAAUGCCCUCCAGGUGUUUUGGACUAAAACUCAACGGCUCCAGACAAUAUAGCUGUGCUAUCCAGGGUUCAUGGGAGUUGAAGUUCAAACUGUCUGAAAGGCUGCAGGUUGGGUAAGAUUGCCUCAGUAAUAACACUUUAUGAAUGAGUGACGAAAGAGCACCACAGCUGCUUUGGAAUGCAGAGGAGCUAGUGCAUUGCUGCUUUUCACUUAGAAUCAUAGAAUUGUAGAGUUGGAAGGGACCUCAAGGGUCAUCAAGUCCAACCCCCUGCAAUGCAGGAAUCUCAACUAAAGCAUCCCUAACAGAUGGUCAUCCAACCUCUGCUUAAAAACAUCCAAGGAAGGAGAGCCCACAACCUCCUGAGGGAGUCUAUUCCUCUCAAAACAGCUUACUGUCAGAAACACCCAGAGUUUGCUUGCUCAGUUUAUAGCUCCCUUUUAUUAUUGCUUAAAACUACUUUCCUUGUUUGCUGUAGCCCCAGCUAUCUCCCCUGACUAGGCAAAGUAGCUGCUGCCAGAGCACACUUAAUUGUAAAAGAGGACUGGUGGCAUGGGGGAUUUCUCUUCUUUUAAAAAAGAAAAAAGAAACCUAAAGCUAUACAAUGUAAAAGGAGCAUAGUGAGUUGAUGUGAAGUAGCAACAGCAGCUCAUUCUAUCACUGAAGCUGGUGAUGCAAAGCCUCUCCUACUACAUUUGCAGUGCUGGUGGAAUGGACUCCUGCCCCCCUGGACCAGGAGUAGUAUAAAAUGGGAGCUCUCCCCCAACCAUGCUUAUUAACUAAAAGUUUCUAAGUUAUGUUUCCAGUCUAUGGUAACAAAUGAAAGCAUAUUGAAACAAAGGGGUUUCAUGUUAGAAAUUGUUUUUACUCCCAACUUACAAUGAAGGCCACUACACAACACACUCGAGCCAGAGGCAAAGCACCUGUUAAUCUUCCCCGAGAUGAAGGGAGGCAUUCUCUAGCCUCCGCCACUGGCCUCGGGGCCCUGGGAGGCUGUCCAUGGCAGCUGUGCAGUUCUUUGCAGCACAGCUGUAGGAUACAGCCAUACAACAGCUGCAUCUAGAAUGAAUGUACUCUUCAGCAAUUCCGUAUCAUUUGGUAUCCUGCAAGUGGAGCAGAUCCAGGUAUUGUAACUUAAAACAUACAUUUUCAAUGUUCUUUAAACAUUACAUUCUGGAACUGCUGCUAAAUUCACAUCGAUUGCACCUGAUAAUGCAGUGAGGUACCCCAGGCAGAAUGCUGUAUUGUAGCUGGGCAAUCAGACCUGUUCUAAAGCAGAGUGCGGCAAGAAGACAAUAGUACCUAACUAGUUAAGGCAGUGGGAUCAAAUAACAUUCUGCCAUUUUGAAUCAUGAAUUUUCUAAUAAUAAAACCAAAACUAUUUGUCGCAAGUCUGUUAAGCCUGUUAAAUUUGGAUGAGAACAAGGGCAGAAAGAUGGUGGAAAGUGAAGACUUAAAUGAACAGAAUAGUUGGCGAGGUAAGACAAUUUACUGCUUACAUGGUAUGGAACUUAAGUGCUAUAGAUGCCCACAUACUUAAGUGAAACAUCAGUACAAGAUGCUACACAGGACAGAUUGGAUAGGUUUUGAGGAUAUAGAAUGCCCAUAUCAAGCCUUGAAUGAGGCAGUGAGACUUCAAAGUGACAACAGGAGUUCUAGAUACUCAUCAAUGCUGGUCAAAAAUUUCCUUCCUGAAGCAGAGACUUAUCCUUCCUGCUCCAGGUCCGACAUCUGAAAAAGCUUUGCCACACUAUUUAUAGACAGCUGUUCUUGCAAACAUCUAUAUUUCUGUCCCUCACCACUUGUGCUGUUGCAUUAUGGGACCAGCUAUAGUUCUGGUACCAACCACACUAGUUACCAGUGCCUAAGGGGCAGCCUUUCAACUGAAUGCCAUCCUAUCAGUCCCAGCCAGCCCAUGUGAGCUGGCUGGAGUUGAGAGUUCUAGUCCAAAACAUCUGGAUGAGACAGGCUGAGUGAGACCUAUAGACAAUAUACACAAUGUCUGCUAGGUAGUAAAGCUUGGGUUAGGAAUCCAGAUACAUUUCCUUUCAGAAAAUGUGUCCACAUAGCAUGUGUUUCAUACCCUACACUCGGUAGUAUUAAGACUGUGAGCCAGGCAUGGCCAAACUUUGGCCCUCCAGAUGUUUUGGGACUACAAUUCCCAUCAUCC
Podarcis lilfordi (Lilford's wall lizard) is the source of this 5249-nucleotide messenger RNA. The record is from the annotation of a GenBank genome assembly. NCBI's taxonomy places the organism in Eukaryota, Metazoa, Chordata, Lepidosauria, Squamata, Lacertidae.